Messenger RNA from Styela clava, 1512 nucleotides. The record is from RefSeq and is a predicted model, not a curated record. Lineage: Eukaryota; Metazoa; Chordata; Ascidiacea; Stolidobranchia; Styelidae.
AUGUCUUAUUUUGAUCCUAAGCUUUGUACUGAAAUUAUUGUAGAUGCAUCCCCAGUUGGACUUGGUUGUGUUUUAGUCCAGAAAGAAUCUGACAUUGAUAAUGAAUAUGUCCGUGUGAUUGCGUAUGCAUCUAGAUUGUUGAGUGAUGUGGAAAGUCGUUCCCAGAUUGAGAGAGAAGCUCUUGCUGUGUGCUGGGCUAUAGAACGUUUUCAUCUCUAUCUGUAUGGGAAAACUAACCCUGCUGACUACAUGUCAAUGCAUCCCAUUGAAAUGCAAAAUGUACAUUCUGAUAAAGUCACAGAAGAAUAUGUGAAUUAUGUAUGCGAGAAUACAUGUCCCAAAGCUAUCAAACUAUGUGAAAUAAAAAGUGCUUCUGAAAAUGAUAGUGUGAUACAGAAUGUGAUAAAAUGCUUGCAAAAUAACUUAUGGUAUAAGUAUAAAGAUUGUGAAGAAAUGUCCAUUUUUGCCAAAAUUGCCAGUGAACGAGGUAAUCGAAUUGUUAUUCCAGUAUGUUUGAGACGUAAAAUUGUUGACAUUGCUCAUGAGGGACAUAUGGGUAUGAGUAAAACAAAAUCUUUGUUAACAGAAAAGAUAUGGUUUCCUGGUAUGGAUGCUAUGGUAGAAAAUGUGGUGAAAAGCUGUGCUGCUUGUGCUUCUGUUGUGAAAGAUGAGAGAAUGCUCCCUCUAAGCAUGAGUUUUCCUGAAGUUGUGAAAACUGAUAAUGGUCCUCCUUGGCAAAGUUAUCAAUUCAGACGUUUUAUGGAACUGUGUGGCAUACGUCAUAGAAAGAUAACUCCCUUGUGGCCUAGAGCUAAUGCCCAGUCCGAAAAUUUUAUGAAACCUUUGGGUAAGGCUAUCAAAACUGCUACGGUUGAAGGCAAGUUUUGGAAGCAGGAAAUGUAUAAAUUUUUGAGAAAUUAUGGAGCAUGCCCCCAUGUUACAACAGGUAGACCACCUGCUGAAUUAUCGUAUGGUACUAAUAUUAAAGUCCUAUUGCCUGAAGUUAUUGUUCCUACUGUUGAUAAUGAUUUACGUGAUCGUGAUUGUUUUCAUAAGGCUAAACAGAAAAUGUAUGCUGACGCAAGAAAUUGUUUAAAGCCGACUGAACAAAUUCAUGUUGGUGACUCCGUGAUCAUGAGACAAAAUAGAAGCAAUAAGCUUUCUUCAGCAUAUAGACCUGAGCCUAUGGAUGUUAUAAAUGUAAAAGGUUCUAUGAUUACUGCACAAAGUCCCAAUAUUGGCAGUAAAACUAGAAAUGCUUCUCUAUUUAAAAAAGUGAAUGAUUGUACCUUUCGCAAGCGUUUUACAAAUAUCACUGGUGCUGAUGUUUUACAUGAUAAUGAUAUUUCUGACGAUACUGCUAAUUUGAAUGUUGAUAAUGAAACAGCAGAUCCUAUUGCUGAAAGUCCACCUUCUGUUCCAAGUGUUAGAGAUCGUCCUAGAAGAUGUCCAAAAGUGCCAAGUAGAUUUAAAGAUUUUCAUAUGGGACGAAUUACAGUAUUGACUGCUUAA